CCGGUGUCUCCCUGGUUGCGCAAGACGCCAUUUUGGAGUGGCAGAGAAAGAUAACGCAAAGAUCGGGUUGCUGUCUCUCUAAAGUGACGCGGCAGUUCGCUAAGGGCAGUUAGCCGCCGCGCGCUACGGCAGUUCCUGUCACGGCCCACCUGAAAACAGCUACAGUGGGAUCCCUUUACCGACCUUGGCUUUGAUUGCAACUCCGAUUUCAGACCAAGUGUUGGAAAUCUCGCUUUGCCACCAUGGGGAAUGUAUUUGCAAGCUUGUUCAAGGGCCUGUUUGGCAAAAAGGAGAUGAGAAUUUUAAUGGUCGGCCUCGAUGCUGCUGGAAAAACAACAAUCCUAUAUAAACUGAAGCUCGGAGAGAUAGUCACCACCAUUCCCACUAUUGGUUUUAAUGUUGAAACAGUAGAAUACAAGAACAUCAGCUUUACGGUGUGGGAUGUUGGCGGUCAGGACAAAAUCAGGCCGCUGUGGCGCCACUACUUCCAGAACACUCAAGGGCUUAUUUUUGUGGUGGACAGCAACGACAGGGAGAGGGUGAACGAGGCAAGGGAGGAGCUGUCCAGAAUGCUCGCCGAGGACGAACUGAGAGACGCUGUGCUGCUGGUUUUUGCAAAUAAACAGGAUCUGCCCAACGCCAUGAACGCUGCAGAGAUCACAGACAAGCUGGGCCUCCAUGCUCUCCGUCAGCGCAGCUGGUACAUCCAGGCCACCUGCGCCACCAGCGGAGACGGCCUCUACGAGGGCCUGGACUGGCUCUCCAACCAGCUGAAAAACCAGAAAUGAUCCAUUCCAACUGUUUUUGUUUUGUUUUUUCUUUGGUUUAUUAUUUUUUUUCCUGUUUGUGGUUUAUUUUAUUUUCUGUUCCGACACCGCUGCAGCACCGGAUCCCGGCCCCUCUGCACCAUCUCUCUCCCCCCAGUUCCCAGACCCAGCUCUUUCUUUCGAGAACUUCCUUCCUGCUUUCUCCUCUUGGUCUGUACUCUUGGGGCUCGAGCCUGUGCUGCUUGUGUCUGUGUGUGGGUUGUGUGCGAGUAUAAGGGUGAAUGCGUGUGUGUUCAGCAAGCGUGAGUGUGCGUGAGGGCGUGAAACUACGUGUGUGUGUGACGGCUGGGAUUGGGAGUAACCCUGGCGUGCCUUUUACACACCUCCUGUGGAAUCAGCAGUCCGGUUUUCAAGACCCUCUCCACCCACCGCCUAAUCCCCCCACUCUGUCUUGCACGGCCCCCUCCCAUCUCCCCACCCCAAGUCUGCAGAGGAAGCAUGGUUUUCAUACGGCUAAGAAAGAGCAAGGGUGUAAGCUCUCCCCCUCCUCCUUUUAGUCUGAUCUGUUAAGUGAAGUGCUCAGCCAGUGUAGAUUAAAUGCUAAAUGUUUCAUUUUAACCUCCUUGAUUUGAAAACCCACCUAUAAGAGAUUCAGUAAAUUGCAUCUUAACCUGUAUCAGGUCGAAGCAAAUCAAAAAAAGUGUUAAAACACAAAAAAAAAGGCAGUUCAUCCUCGGUCAUUCUAGUGUCAUUUGAAAAUCAUGCUGUUUGUUUCAUUAUUAUAUUGGAAAUAAAGCAGAUUAUUCUUAUUAUUGAUGGCUCUCCAUGGACACUAACUCCUCCCCGAAGCACAGGACAGGCCAGCGAUCUUUAAAGUGAAAUAAAAACUUGUUUUCGUGUGCAGCCUUCAUGCUUUUUAGCGUCCUUGCUAGCCCUCCUUUAGUUCUCCUGGUAUAAAUUGGAUUUUUGAGUUUGAAUCAUUCUGACGGUGUUCCCACUCUUGUCAUAUUUUUGCCUGAAAACAAGAGCUUCACAUUAUUCUCCUUUCAAGAGAUGUUACAUGUUUAUUUUCCUGUCAUAGUUUUAGCAUUUCUAUUGUAAAAUGACUGCUGAACCAAAAGCAUUUGAGCAGCAUGACAAAUCCUGAACAUGGGCAUACUGAGAGCAUCUCUGAGGGCCUGAGCUGAUAUUUCUAUUUUCCUUUUUUUCGCCAACGGUUGACAGUUUUACUUUGAAACCUGUAAGCAUCCAGCUGUUUUGAUUUUUUUUCAUUCUCGGGAUGAAGGAUUGGCACCAAAAAAAAAAAAAAAAAAUGAAGGCUCUUUAACUGUGAACGGUCUAGACGAGAAGAAAGGGAAAAAUGGCUGGAAUAUCUGGGUGUCUAAAGGCCGGUACUCCUCAGUUAUAUUGCUGCGUACUUUAAAAUGGAGGAGUACACCAGUCCUCCUCCUCCUGUUGUCAGAGAGAAGUACGGACUUGGUGGUAGACCUGUCGAGGGGAAUCUGUGUGCAGUUACCUGGUGCUGAGACUCAGCAGGCCACCUCAGUGUUGAACCAUGGGGGUAAAAGCUGGCACUUCUGUCAAGGAUGAUUGUAAAUCUGUAAGUUCCCCUGUAAACUGUUUCCGUGGGGAUUUCCUGAACACAUUAAUAAACAUGAUUUGAUCCAAACUCAA
This is a messenger RNA of Cyprinodon tularosa, 2441 nucleotides long. It is a transcript of the gene arf2b, whose product is annotated as ADP-ribosylation factor 2b. The record is from RefSeq and is a predicted model, not a curated record. The transcript has 6 exons. Gene Ontology annotation, cellular component: cytoplasm; plasma membrane. Lineage: Eukaryota; Metazoa; Chordata; Actinopteri; Cyprinodontiformes; Cyprinodontidae. Gene Ontology annotation, biological process: vesicle-mediated transport; intracellular protein transport. Gene Ontology annotation, molecular function: GTPase activity; GTP binding. Bases 243 to 788 code for a protein of 181 amino acids.